AUGGCUGUCACAAUCGAAGAGCUCGACACUACGGUCCGCACCUUUUACGAAGGUCGCGGGGAGCAGCAAAAAGCCGCCCAGGCCGCACUGAACCAGGUAAACACAAUCGAGACCCCAACUUUGUCCACCGAGCAACCGAUCAUGUCGAUUCGAGUCGGAUCGAGUUUCAAAGAGGAUCCCGAUGCUUGGCUCAUGGUGGACAAGAUCCUUUCGACCGCGCAAUAUCCCCAAACAAAGUACUUGGGCUUGCAGGUUCUCGACAAUGUCAUUCUUACGAGAUGGAAGGUCUUGCCUCGCGACCAGUGCCAAGGCAUCCGAAAUUUCAUCGUCCAAUUCAUCAUUCAAUGCUCCAACUCCGAGGAAGCUUUGAAACAAAACAAAACCCUGCUGAACAAACUGAACUUGGUUCUCAUCUCUGUGCUCAAGCAGGAGUGGCCUCACAACUGGCCUACCUUCAUAAACGAAAUCAUCUCGUCUUGCCAUGCGAACUUGUCCAUCUGCGAGAACAACAUGAUUAUCCUGCGAUUACUUUCCGAGGAAGUGUUUGACUACUCCGCAGAGCAGAUGACUUCCACCAAAACGAGGAACCUCAAGCAGACCAUGUGCGCCGAGUUUUCACAAAUCUUUCAGCUUUGCCAGGAAGUCCUGACAACCGCAGACCAGCCUAGCUUGGUUCACGCCACCCUUGAGACACUAUUGAGAUUUUGCAACUGGAUUCCUCUUGGCUAUAUUUUUGAGACGAACCUCAUUGAGACCCUCCGCACGCGCUUCCUAUCUGUACCCGAGUUCCGAAAUAUCACUCUCCAGUGCCUGACAGAAAUUGGUGGCCUGCAAACCGGCGGCGCUGGCCAGUCCAACUCAUAUGACGAACAGCUCGUCAAGAUGUUUACCGAAGUGUUGACGACCAUUGCGGAUAUUAUCCCCGUCUCGCUCGACCUGAAGACGACAUACCCCACGAGUAACUCCAAGGAUCAGGAGUUUGUGCAGAACCUGGCUCUGUUUCUCUGCAACUUUUUCGGAACGCACUUGAACCUCAUCGAAAACCUCCCGAACCGAGACUACCUCAUGCACGGACACUACUACCUGAUUCGGAUAUCCCAGAUCGACGACCGCGAGAUUUUCAAGAUCUGCCUGGAUUAUUGGCUGAAGCUCGUACAGGAAUUGUAUGAGGAGAUGCAGCAGCUGCCCAUCACUGAUCUCAACCCUCUCAUGUCUGUCGGAGGCAUGUCUGGCAGUGGAGCCCCGAAUCCUUCGUUGUUGAUGAACUAUCCGCUCCGAAAGCACAAAUACAACGAGGUUCUGUCCAAUUUGCGAGUUGUCAUGAUUGAGAGAAUGGUCAGGCCGGAGGAAGUACUCAUUGUUGAAAAUGACGAAGGAGAAAUUGUUCGAGAGUUUGUCAAGGAAAGCGACACCGUCCAGUUGUAUAAGACUAUCAGGGAAUGCCUGGUAUAUCUCACGCACUUGGAUGUCGUUGACACAGAGAACAUCAUGACUGAAAAGCUGGCUCGCCAGGUCGAUGGUACUGAGUGGUCAUGGCACAACUGCAACGUAUUGUGUUGGGCUAUUGGGUCCAUCUCCUUGGCCAUGAACGAGGAGACGGAAAAGCGAUUCUUGGUCACCGUAAUUAAGGAUCUCUUGGGUCUCACUGAGAUGAAGCGCGGUAAAGACAACAAAGCUGUUGUUGCCAGCAACAUUAUGUACAUUGUUGGGCAAUAUCCUCGGUUUUUGAAAGCCCACUGGAAGUUUUUGAAGACGGUUGUCAACAAGCUGUUUGAGUUUAUGCACGAAUCUCACGAAGGUGUUCAAGACAUGGCGUGCGAUACGUUUAUCAAGAUUGCUAGACAGUGCCGGCGACAUUUUGUCGCCCUCCAGCCCAGCGAGCAGGAACCAUUCAUUGAGGAAAUUGUCAGAAACAUGGGCAAGAUUACAUGCGAUCUAACACCGCAACAAGUGCACACUUUCUACGAAGCAUGCGGCUACAUGGUGGCGGCUCAGGGCAAUAAGCACCAGCAAGAGCGUCUGUUGGCGGAUUUGAUGAACAUUCCCAACGCUGCUUGGGACGAAAUUAUCAAGCAAGCUACUGUCAACCCAUCAAUUCUGCAAGACGCCGAGACCAUUAAAGUUAUUGGCAAUAUCAUGAAGACAAACGUGUCUGCCUGCAGCUCUAUUGGCCCAUACUUUUACCCACAAAUUGGAAGAAUCUAUCACGACAUGCUGGAGAUGUACCGCGCCACCAGCGGCCUCAUCUCUGAGGCCGUUGCCCGAGAUGGUGAGCUGGCAACGAAGAUGCCCAAAGUCCGCGGUCUGAGAACCAUCAAGAAGGAAAUCCUGAAGCUUGUUGAGAUUUACGUCGAAAAAGCUGAAGAUUUGCAGGCUGUUCGAGCCCAAAUGGUUCCUCCUUUGCUCGACUGCGUACUUGUCGACUACAAUCGAAACGUGGCCGGCGCUCGAGAUGCGGAAGUCCUCAAGGCCAUGUCCACCAUCAUUACCAAGCUGUCUGCUUUGAUGGAGGACCAAGUACCAACCAUCAUGGAAAACGUCUUUGAAUGCACAUUGGAGAUGAUCAAUAAGGACUUCUCAGAAUUCCCCGAGCACCGAGUCGAGUUCUUUAACCUUCUCCGCGCGAUUAAUUUGCACUGCUUCCCGGCCUUGUUGAAGUUGGAUAACAACCAGUUCAAGUUUGUGAUUGACUCAUGCUCAUGGGCUUUCAAGCACGAUAACAGAGAUGUUGAGGCCGCUGGUCUGAACAUGUGUCUCGAAUUGAUCAGCAACAUUGCCGAGAAGACUGACGUUGCCACGGCCAAUGCCUUCUUCCAGCGAUUCUUCAUGACCAUCCUGCAGGAUGUUUUGUUUGUCGUGACUGACAAUGACCAUAAGGCGGGAUUCAAGACUCAGUCUAUGCUGCUGAUGAAGCUGUUUUACUACGUCCAACCGGCAGAUGGCACACAACCAAAGAUCCAGGGGCCGAUCUACACUUCGGAUCAAGCACAAUCAGGAACCAGCAACAAGGAAUAUCUUGGCAACUCUGUUGCAACCUUGCUACGAAAUGCCUUUCCCAACUUGCAGCCUGCCCAAGUGACGAGCUUCGUGGAAGGCCUAUUCUCAUUCAACACGACGUACGACAAGUUCCGUCUGAACCUUCGAGAUUUCCUCAUUUCGCUGAAAGAGUUUGCUGGCGACAAUGCUGAGCUAUUCGUCGUCGAAAAGGAGCAACGGGAAGCCGAUGCCAAGGCUGCAGAUAUGGAGAGACGGCAAAAGGUCGGCGGUCUGCUGAAGCCGUCUGAGCUCGAGGAUGAAGAGCUCUGA
This is a messenger RNA of Pochonia chlamydosporia 170, 3306 nucleotides long. RefSeq names its product exportin-1. Gene Ontology annotation, cellular component: nucleus; cytoplasm. Gene Ontology annotation, molecular function: small GTPase binding; nuclear export signal receptor activity. Lineage: Eukaryota; Fungi; Ascomycota; Sordariomycetes; Hypocreales; Clavicipitaceae. Bases 1 to 3306 code for a protein of 1101 amino acids. Gene Ontology annotation, biological process: protein export from nucleus; ribosomal large subunit export from nucleus; ribosomal small subunit export from nucleus. The transcript is spliced from 9 exons. The record is from RefSeq and is a predicted model, not a curated record.